This is a messenger RNA of Nipponia nippon (crested ibis), 1656 nucleotides long. It is a transcript of the gene CYP4V2, whose product is annotated as cytochrome P450 family 4 subfamily V member 2. Gene Ontology annotation, molecular function: iron ion binding; oxidoreductase activity, acting on paired donors, with incorporation or reduction of molecular oxygen; monooxygenase activity. NCBI's taxonomy places the organism in Eukaryota, Metazoa, Chordata, Aves, Pelecaniformes, Threskiornithidae. The record is from RefSeq and is a predicted model, not a curated record.
AUGGAGGUCAUGCAGGGACCUGCAGGGGGACCCCAGCUGUUGCACUUGGGGGCUGGGGUCAUCGCUCUGCUGUUGUCGGUUGUGGCCGUGUGCUCCCUGCCCUCCCUGAUGGAUUACUGGAAGCGAUGGUGGGUGAUGAAGCCAAUCCCAGGUAUCAGCCCCUGCUAUCCUGUGCUGGGAAAUGCUCUACUCUUGGAGCGUGAGGGAGAAGGUUUUUUUAGACAAAUACAAGUUUAUGUUGAAGAGUUCAGGAGUUGGCCACUGUUCAAACUUUGGAUAGGACCAUUGCCUGUCAUGAUUUUGUAUCACCCUGACAGUGUGGAGGUCAUUCUGAGCAGUUCGAAACAUAUAGAAAAAUCGUACCUGUACAAAUUCCUGCAGCCAUGGCUGGGCACUGGACUUCUGACGAGCACUGGAGACAAGUGGCGGUCACGUAGGAAAAUGAUAACUCCCACGUUCCACUUUGCAAUCUUAACUGACUUUCUAGAGGUAAUGAAUGAACAAGGAGGUAUUUUGUUGGAGAAACUUGAGAAGCAUGUUGACAAGGAACCAUUUGAUAUAUUUAUGGAUAUCACUCUGUGUGCCCUUGAUAUCAUCUGUGAAACUGCAAUGGGCAAGAAUGUGGGUGCUCAGGAGAAUACGGAUUCUGAGUAUGUUCGUGCUGUCUACAGGAUGAGCGAUCUAAUCCAACAGCGACAGAAGAGCCCUUGGCUUUGGCCUGAUCUUGUAUAUAUGCUGUUCAAGGAAGGAAGAGAGCAUGAGAGGAACCUCAGGAUCCUUCACAAUUUUACAGAUAGAGUCAUUUCAGAAAAAGCUGCAGAACUUGAAAACACCAAGCAAAUGAAAUGCGAUACUGAUGGCAACUGUGAAGAAAGUGGCUCCAAAAAGAGAAAAGCUUUCCUGGACCUGCUGCUGAGUGCAACAGAUGAUGAAGGGAACAAAUUGAGCUACAGGGACAUUCGUGAAGAAGUGGAUACCUUCAUGUUUGAGGGUCAUGACACAACAGCAGCGGCUAUGAACUGGGCCCUGUAUUUACUUGGACAUAAUCCUGAAGCCCAGAAGAAGGUUCACAGAGAACUGGAUGAGGUGUUUGGCAACACUGAGCGUCCUGUUACAAUGGACGAUUUGAAGAAGCUUCAAUACCUUGAGUGUGUUGUGAAAGAAGCCCUUCGGCUCUUCCCUUCAGUUCCACUGUUUGCCCGUGCGUUGAGAGAGGAUUGCUGUAUCAGAGGAUAUCGGGUACCAAAAGGCACAAAUGUUAUUGUUGUAACUUAUGCCCUGCAUAGAGACCCCGAGAUCUUCCCUGACCCGGAGGAGUUCAGGCCUGAGCGAUUCUUCCCUGAAAAUUGUAAGGGAAGGCACCCAUAUGCUUAUGUGCCCUUCUCAGCUGGUCCUAGGAACUGCAUUGGUCAGCGCUUUGCACAAAUGGAGGAGAAAGCUCUUCUAGCCCUCAUCCUGCGGCGCUUUUGGGUGGACUCGUGUCAAAAGCCAGAAGAGCUUGGUAUAACUGGAGAACUGAUUCUUCGGCCAAAUAAUGGCAUCUGGAUUAAGCUGAAGAGAAGGCCAAAUGCUGGAUCAGAAUGAAAUGAAAUUCAAGAUCUUAUUUUUCCAAAAACUUCCAAGUUAUUUAGGCUUAGAUAUGUUUUUAAAUCGGAU